Messenger RNA from Malaya genurostris, 1737 nucleotides. RefSeq names its product transcription factor grauzone-like. The transcript is spliced from 2 exons. The record is from RefSeq and is a predicted model, not a curated record. Gene Ontology annotation, cellular component: nucleus. NCBI's taxonomy places the organism in Eukaryota, Metazoa, Arthropoda, Insecta, Diptera, Culicidae. Gene Ontology annotation, molecular function: DNA-binding transcription factor activity, RNA polymerase II-specific; zinc ion binding; RNA polymerase II transcription regulatory region sequence-specific DNA binding. Bases 139 to 1677 code for a protein of 512 amino acids. Gene Ontology annotation, biological process: regulation of transcription by RNA polymerase II.
AGCAUAUAUUUCCGGUUUGACAGUUUCAAAUUUUGACACGCAGAUGGCGCAUCAAUCGCUCAAUUCCAGGCACCAAAAUUUUUUUUGUGCCUGGGUUUUUGGUGCCUGACUUGAUACAAACAGCUGUUUAGUGUUCAAAUGGACAAUCCUCUGAAUCAAACAGCGGAAAGCUGUUUGACCUGUACGAGAAAACCGCUCAAUUUCUAUCGAAUAGUCGACACCGGCGACGAUCGAAAGCCAAAUAUCAGUGGUAUUCUCUGUAGGCAUUUUUGGUUCCAGGAGGACGAGUUUCAAAAUGAUGAAAUUAUCUGCAAGGUGUGCUGGGAGAAAGUUUCCGAAUUUCACGAGUUUUAUUUGGAGGUGGAAAAACUGCAUCACAGUAGAAAAGAUUCCGUUCCGUUGCCGGUAGCCGUGAAAAAGGAGGAGGAAAAGGAUGAUGAUCAGGAUAAAGAAAAAGACCACCUACAAGACAGCCUCACCGAGACAGAAAUCAAAGCGGAGCCAUUAGUUGAGGUCAGCGUUGAUCAGCAGACAAACUCGAACACGGAUUUUUCCGAGGCAUGUAGCGAUACAGAUUACGAACCGGAGGAGAAAGAAGAACCACCGCGAAGGAAACGGAAAUAUACGCGAAGAGCUCCCAGCGAACGGAAAGUUCAAAAAGAAAAGAAAAGCACGUAUCCGUAUUUGCCGAAAACACCAGAAGAGCGCGAAAGCGAAGAUAAGUUUAUCAGACAGCAUACGCGUUACAUGUGCGAAGAGUGUAAUGUCGAGUUCGAUCAGUUUCAUUUAUUUCAACGGCACUGUUUGCAUACGCAUGGCAAAGAAGGAUUCAUCACGUGCUGCGGUAUAAGACAUCGGAAGCGAUCGGUUCUGUUUCAACACGUUCAGCAUGCUCUGAAUCCGGACGCUUUCAAGUGUGAAAUCUGUGGUAAAACUUACAAGAAUCGGUUCGGGUACAAUCGUCACAAGAAGGAAAGUCAUGCUCCGGAGGAGGAACGGGUAUACAAAUGUCACCGUUGCCCGAAAUCAUUCAUCAAGGAAGGUGCUCUGAAACGGCAUCUGGACGAUCACGACACGCUCGACAAUGGCACGGCCAAAUGUGAAACGUGCGGGAAGUGCUUCAGCAACAUUAACAUAUUGAAAAAUCACAUCAAAUAUCGACACGUCAAACAGACGGAGUACAUCUGUGAUGUGUGCUCGAAAGGGUUUUACAUGCGAUCUACUUUUCUAACGCACCGGAAGACCCACGAAGUGCCGGCGGAAGAGUUGCGUAAACAGUGCACAAUUUGUUCCAAGUGGUGCAAGAAUCACGAUUACUGGCGAGUUCACGUGCGUCGACAUAAAAAUGAAGGCGAACUCAGUUGCGAUGUGUGCGGUCAUGUAUCGCCAAAUCUGAUGGCUCUGAAGGGACAUAAAUCAAGAAUGCAUUCGGGCCCACGGGUGUUUCCUUGUACGCUCUGUGGGAAAGAGUAUGCCCGUGCGAUCACCUUGAAGGAACACGUGGCCGCCGCCCAUACCGGCGAUGUCCUGUAUCGAUGCCCACAUUGUGAUAAAACAUUCAAUUCUAGUGCCAACAUGCACUCCCACCGAAAAAAGAUGCACCCGAAAGAGUGGCUCGAACAGCGGUUAGCGAAAUACGGUAAUCGUGAGCAUAAACUGUCAGCUGUCGGUGAAUAAAAAGUAUUAUGUGUUGCUAAAAAAAAUCACUAUUCAGUAUCAGCCGCUUUAAACGUGUAC